CUUACCAAAUUAUUCCAAACAAUUCAAUGUUCAGCAUUCCUGCUUCAAGGUGGCAUUUCUUUUGUGGAGACCAUUGCCAGUGUUAAUAUAAACAGUAGGAGCCACACUUUUGACAGGGAUCUGGAUUAUUAGUAAGCAGGUAUAUGUUCUAGAACAUGUAGUUGUCUCGAGUGUGGGGGUGGGGAGCUUUGCUUGGCAAUAUUCUGCUGCAAUUUUGUCUUGAAAUGAGGCCCCCUUUAUGUAAAUUUUUACUGGCGCCAGCUAGCUGUAACUGCAGUCUGGCUCAGCCUCGGCAGCAAGUAACAUGUGUCAUGGACUUGACUUUGCGUGGAUUACAGAAAUGUUUCAGUGUCUGAGUAGGAAGAGCAACGCUGAUGAAUUCAAAAAGGAUGUACAAGAGAACCUAGGUGUAGUUAGAUUACUGGUGUCUGAAAACAUGGAUGAUUUUUUCUGCCUGCUUCUUUAUUUUAAGUAUGCUGUCUUCUGCUGAGCUGUAAUAAAUUUAUGCUUGUUGGUACCACUGUGUGGUAUGUGGGAGGUACCUCACUGCACAUAGUUGCUGCAGUGCUAAUAGUUGGCAGCACAGAAGGCUGCACAAAGAGUUCCGGCUGUGGACACUUGCAGUUGCAACAUUCACUUGGAGGCUGUGGCAUGCUCACUGAGCUGCAGUGACACAUUGAUUCACUUGUGUGAAUAAGUGGCAGUUCCAGCAUGCUUUAACAAGCGGAUGUAGGCUGCUAGCAGAGAGGUACAAUAGCAUAGCUCAGUCUGGAUAGAAAAUAAUUUGCUGCUGUAUAAACAAAAUAAGAUCUUAGUAUCAAGAUGGCUGACCUGGAAGUCUACUUGUACUUCUUGUUUCUUAUGCAAAUGAGCUAAAUGUCAAUGGCUUAUUCAGAGGAGGAAGUUCAUUUUGCACGUGUCAAAUUCUCCACAGGGUCAAGAUGGAUAGCACAGAUGAACCUCAGAAAAAAGUCUUCAAAGCACGAAAAACGAUGAGAGCAAGUGAUCGACAACAACUUGAGGCUGUCUAUAAGGCUAAGGAAGACCUGUUGAAGACAGUUGAAGUUAAACUGUUAAAUGGAAAGUACGAGAACGGCGAUUCUGAUUUAAAUUCUCCUUUAAGCAAUACAGACUGUACGGAGGACAAGAGGGAAGUUAAUGGCCUAGUGGACUCUAAUGAAAUUAGUGAAAUCAAAAGACCUGAAAGUAGGGCAGAAAUUAUAGUCAGUGACCUAGAACCUAAACCUCUCUCUCCAGAGAAUAUUACUCAUGAACAAGAUAUUGAUAUUGCAUUAGUUUGUGAGGCUGAAAACAGAGUGCUUGGUAGCAAUAAAGUUAACUUCCAUGAAGAAAAUAACAUAAAAGAUCAUUUGGACCAAAGAGAGAGUGACACUUCAUCAGAAGGUGACAGUAAAUCAAACUGUGAUAAUAGCUCCUCAUCUGAAGAGAAAGGAAAAACAAAUGACUUAACUAUUAUUUCUAGUUCGCCUGUUGAAGACAAGAAGAAGGCUGGAGAAGUAAUUGUUGAAGAUUCUGUUGGGGAAGACGCUAUCUCUAGCAGUAUGGAAACUGAUCAGGAACCAAAACAUCAAGGGGAUGGCACUGCAGGUCUUUCAGAAACCGUAGCUGAGAAGGCAGUAGAUGAGUCAAGUGAAAGUAUCCUGGAGAAUACUGACUCUAUAGAAGCAGAUGAAAUUAUUCCAAUUUUGGAAAAACUAGCUCCUGCUGAAGAGGAGAUGAGCUGUUUUUCUAAAAGCUCUUUGCUGCCAGUGGAUGACACAGCCCCAGAUUUAGAAGAGAAGAUGGACAACUGUUUGGGUUCACCACUGAAGCAGGAAAGCAAUGAAAGUCUGCCAAAAGAGGCUUUCUUAGUGCUGUCUGAUGAAGAGGAUCCUUGCGAUGAGAGGGAGCAUGCUGAAGUGGUACUACCAAACAAGUCAGGUCUUCCAGAAGAGGUGGGAAAAAGUGAGGAAAAGGACAAAGAAAGAGAAGUGGUCCACAAAGAUGAAGAAAAACUCACAGACAGAGGUGAAGUAUCAAGAAGAAAGCGUUCAAAAUCUGAGGACAUGGACAGUGUGCAUUCUAAACGGCGUCGAUAUGUUGGAGAGGAAGAUUAUGAAGCAGAAUUCCAAGUGAAAAUUACAGCCAGAAGAGAUGUUGACCAAAAGUUAGAAAAGGUUAUCCAGAGAGUGUUAGAAGAAAAACUUGCUGCUUUACAGUGUGCUGUAUUUGACAAGACUCUGGCAGACUUGAAAAUGCGAAUAGAGAAAGUAGAAUGUAACAAGAGGCAUAAAACCGUGCUUACUGAACUACAGGCUAAAAUCUCUCGAUUGACAAAACGGUUUGGAGCUGCCAAGGAGGAUAUGAAGAAAAAACAGGAAAAUACACCAAACCCAUCUCUGUCCUCAGGAAAAGCAGCAAGUAGCACUGCGAAUGCAAACAAUCUGACAUACCGAAAUAUUACCACGGUGAGGCAGAUGCUGGAAUCAAAGAGGAAUGUAGGAGAUAGUAAACCAGCAACUCUUCAAGCCCCUGUGAAUGCAGCACCAGCUUCAAGUCUUGCUGCUCCUCAGACACCUGCCAGUGGACAUCCUAAGCCUCAGACUCCAGUGACCUCUAGCCCUUUGACAACAGCAGUUAUUUCGACGGCUAACACAGCUACAGUUGUAGGCACAAGCCAAGUGCCCAGUGGCAGCACUCAGCCAGUGUCUGUUUCAUUGCAGUCUUUGCCUGUAAUCUUGCACGUGCCUGUUGCAGUAUCAUCCCAGCCUCAGCUCCUUCAAGGCCACGCAGGAACUUUGGUCACUAACCAGCAGUCAGGCAGCGUUGAAUUUAUAUCUGUACAGAGCUCCUCUACAGUUGGUAGCCUUACCAAAAAUGCAGUAUCUUUGGCAUCUACUAACACAACUAAACCAAAUAACAGCCUGUCUGUGUCCAGUCCUAGUGUUCAGAGAAACUCUCCAGCCAGUGCUGGGUCUGUACGGACAACAUUAGCUGUACAAGCAGUUUCAACUACACAUCCUGUUGCACAAACCACAAGGACUUCUUUGCCCACAGUGGGUACUUCAGGACUUCAUAAUUCUACCAGCAAUCGAGGUCCCAUACAUAUGAAGAUUCCCCUCUCCGCAUUUAAUAGUACCGCUCCUGCCGAACCAUCUACCGUUGCAGCACCCAGAGUUGAAAACCAGACAAGCAGGCCACCAGCAGAUUCUUCAGCGAACAAGAGAACAGCUGAGGGAACAACACAGCUCUCAGAACAAAAAGUAGUUCGCUGUGUGCCGUAUACCUGUGGCAUAUUUGAUGGUACAACUUUGAUCAAUUGUUUCGAAAAGCAAUUGAAACAGGAAGAGACUUCAUCAGAAAAUAAAGAAGCAGUAGAAGCAGCACAGAUGAAUGUUAACUUCCCUGAGGAUGUCCUCUUUGGCUUGGAGGAAGAGGAAGAGGAUGCUAAGAGCAUCAAAAACACCCACAAGCAGACUGGCUGGGCAGCUAACCUAUUAAAGCAAUGGCUGGCCAAAAAUGGCAAGGAUCCUAGCUUUGAGUUGGUUCCAGUAAGUGAACUCAAUGAUAUUUUAAGAGAAUUUUAUUGCAAAAUAAGGAAUCAUGAUGGAAAUACCUACAGUGUGGCAAGCUACAAGUCAAUGCGUGCUGGCUUAAACCGGCAUCUCAAAAUGCCACCUUACAAUCGUCAGAUUUGCUUAAUGAAGGACAAAGAGUUUGCUAGUGCAAAUAUGGUAUUUGUGAGUAUGCUGAGGAUGCUGCGCAUCCAGGGAAAGGAUGAGACUCACCACCAUCCUCCUAUAGCAGCUGACGACUUGCGUAAGAUUAAACUGUCUGGUGUACUGGGAUUGCACAGUCCUGUGGCACUCGUCAACAAGGUGUGGUUUGAUUUGCAGUUGCAUUUUACCAAACGAGGGAGGGAAAUUUUGAGAGAUCUGGCUCCAGAUGCUUUUGUUGUUGAGAAGGACAAGAACGGGCGUCGUUACGCUAUGUUUAGGUAUCCUGGAAAAGGAAAAAAUGAAGAAGAUCCUCAUAAAAUGGGUAAAAUGUAUGAUAUGCCAGGGGACCCAAACUGUCCUGUUUUUUCCUUGGAGCUUUAUUUAUCUAAGUUGCCUCCAGAGCCUCCGGCCUUUUACCUGCAUCCUUUAAAGCUAACAGCAGAGCAAAUGAAAGAACAGCCUGUAUGGUACAAAAGAGAACCAAUGGGUGUGAACUACUUGGGUGCAAUGAUGCCCAGGAUAAGUGUGGCAGCCAGGCUUUCUCAGCGAUAUACCAAUCAUUCUCUCCGAACUACCACCAUCCAGCUACUGUGUGAAGCAGGACUGGGGCCUGGAGAAAAUUAUGGCAUUGGCAGGCCAUCACUCUGAGUCUGCUAUUCAACACUACUGGGGAGCUGCAGAAGUUCACUACAGAGCUUGGUCAGAUAUAAUGGAGAAUAACACAAUCAAUUACCUAUAUAGCAAGAUUGCAAAUCAUAAAUGAAUCAUUAUCUGGUGUCUCCACCUUUUCUAGAAACCAUGUUGUUGUAAAACAAAGCAAAAUCUUAUAAAUCUUAGAAGUCUAGCGUGCCAUCUGGCACUAGUCUUGUGACUUUAGUCCCUGAGGGACAUACUGCUCUCCAAUCUAAAAGCCCUAUUGAUCCUUUUGGACUGCAGUUCUUCCAGCGUGCAGUUCUUCCUUCCCAAGAACGUAGCCAAUGUAAGCCCAACUGCCAAUCCUCUCCAAGGCUGUUGUAAUUAACUUUCAUAAAGCACUUGAUAAAACAAGAACCAACGUCUUGAUGCUUUUUGUAACAGAGCUGAUUUCAAGUAAAUCACUAGAAUGGAAAAAAAAAAUAUAUCAAAUUUGUUUUAUCAGUUGGUUUACUAAGGAAAUUUCCUAUGAUGUAGUUCAUCAAGAAGUAUCUUGUUCACAGUCCUGAAGUGAGCUAUGGAACAGAAACUUAGUGCAGGUCUUGCAGUUUCUGUGACUUUCAUUAGCAACUGGGACUCUAAAUGACUGAGCUGAGCUAUUUAAAUUUUAAAAAAUAAAACAAAAAUGGGGAGAUACUGAUUUCCCCUUAGCUGAAGAGCUAUGCUUUCUACACUAAGUGCAUGGCUUCUAUAUUUUGUGAAGAGUAUAUUUAUUAUACCACUCUGUGACUCUUGGCACUACUGUAGCAUCUUACUAAACAAAUACUUGAUUGCUGAAGAUCUCAGAGAAAAGUACAAGCUGAAUGAAACAGACACUUGCAGUUCAAAUACAUACAUAUGCAUGAAAACAGCUGGAAUUGCCUGAUCACUGUCACAUUCUUUGUUCCAGUCUUGUUACCAGUCUUGCCAAAAGAUUAUGCUGUGCAGCUUCCUGUUUUUAUUGUUUUGCUUUUGCUUUUGGAUUAUUAUUUUUUUUUUUUUAACAUACUUUUAAAUUAAUUUAAUCCACAAGCUACAGAUUUCUGUUGCAGGUCUUUCGUUUUCCUCUUUCAUGUUUUUGACUAAGAUUUCAGUCACUCCCAUCUCCAAAAACACUAUCUGAUACAAAUGGUGCAAAAAUUUCUGUGUCUGCAGAUGUUCAUGAAAUGAGGAAAACGUUCUCAGUAGAAUUGAGAGCUGAUCUGUUGUUUAAAUGUACUUAAAGUUGAGGUGUUACCUCUGGAAACAUUCAAGGUCAGGCUGGAGGAGUUCAGAGCAACCUGAUCCAGCUGUAGAUUCCCAGUUCAUUGCAGGGGAUUUGGACUAGGUGAACUUUAAAAGUCCUUUCCAGCUCAGGUGGUUCUAUGACUAAGUGACUUGAUGCCUGAUCUUUGGAGUUCUUAUUGUGGCUGCUGCUGAUUGCAUUCUCAAGUCUGGGUUAGGUUAGUUGUAUUUACUACUUCACUUUUCCUUAGUGUAGACUAACCCAGAAUGUUCUGUUUUCUCAUCGGUCGUGUUAAUUAUUGAAGAGAUUUCAGAAUCGCUGUAUGUAUCGUAUAUACUGUUUAUGGUCAGUCUUUUCAUAUUAUAAAGAUCAAACAAGUUAAUGAGAUAUAAUCUUUAACAUAAAAAUUACUUCUGCCACACAAUCCUGUAUUGACUUAGUUAUAGCAUUAACUUACGGCUUUCUUGGCUAUAGGAAAUCACAGAUCCAGGAUUACCGUUUUAUCAAAUCUAAAGUAAAUCAAAUGGAAAUAACAAAUAGAAAGGCCUUUCUAGGGGGCAUAUAUAAAAAUUAGGGAAAAAAAAUACACAAAAACAGGUGGCAGUAUCUUAUUCUAGGAUUUUUUAGCAUAGCAAACUUCCAAACUUUGUCUUCAUAGAAUUCAUAAUUCAGGUAAACUGGCAAAUUUCAUUUCUUGUUCGAAGAGUCUCGCUCUAAAUCUUCACCAAAAUGGAUAUGUCUUGGUUUUUUACACCUUCUCUCCCAUUUCCUGUUGUUGUCUCAGAUAAUUCCUUGUUCUGGUCUACAAGACUUAACAAAGGAUACAAAAGAACACUGACAGGAGUUCAUUCUUUUUUGUUCAUUCUUGCUGCAUAAUGUGGUCAUACCAGCCACAUAUCCUGCUCUGGUCCUAACUGCAUCUGUGUAAUUUACUGUAACAGCAUAUUUGCAUAUUGUUAAUAGUUUGAUUCCUCAACAAAAAUGUAGUUGGUGAUUUAAACUGGAAAAAAAAAAAAAAAAAAGAAAAAAAAAAAAGCUGAGCAUGUCUGAUUUUUUUUUUUUUAAUUUAACUUUGAAUUUGACUUUUAUCUGUUGACUGCUAAUUAGAUAUUUUUAAUUUCUGAUUUGUUAAAUUCUAAUUUUAUUGACACCGCUGUGUUCUAAGUCUUCAUUUUCAACCUGGUACUUCUAAGCUGUUACUAACUGCAGUAUUACUAGGUGCACUCUUGGCUUGGGCUAGAAGUAGUAUUGCUUUAAAAGAGCUGGAGAUGGUGUUAAAUAUUAGUGGAAAGAUUAAUAGAGUUAGUUAUAACUAAUAGAGUACAUUUCUAGCCUUCUACAAUUUAAAAUCUUCCCUGUUUUUCCUCCCACCCAAAGUUUUAUAUUGAUCUUCCUGCAUGUGUUUCUAGAAAAGCUGAAGCAGGCGAACAGAAUGUGUGUUUGGCUGCUUCUGUAAAUUCAGCUUUGGCUAUGUGUGUAGUAGUGUGGGGAAAGAAGUCUUUCCUUUUCCUCUCAGAAAAUAUCAAAUAAAUCCCAUUUAUUAUAGAGCAGACUAUGAACUGUGAUCAUGAAAUAUCUGUUCAAAAUAUUGGCAUGAAUUGCUACUCAGUGGCAGUGGCAGCAGAGAAUCACAGCAUGAGGUUUUUUUUUCCCUUCCACUACGUAUGUUUAUCAUUAUUUGUAAGACACCAUUGGAUCAUAAUUUACAUUUCAGUUAAAAAAAAACAGAAUGUAGCAAAUAUACAUUGAAAUAAAUGUAUUAUCUGUCAUUCUUGACUUUUCUAAUUAGAUUUCUCAUAAAAUUCAUUUUUCAUUUCAGUUGCAGAAAAACUGUACUUAGCCUUAACAAAGUCAACUAAGCUUGUAUUUUCAACAAGAGCUGCUAUGUCAUUGAUUAAAUUCCAUUUUCCACAUUGAAGCUGAUUCUGAAAACAGUGGGAAAUGACUGUGACAUUUCAUAAAUAUUUUAGUUUUACAUCUCAUUUUUAUAGUGAGGCUUCAGUACAUGUACUGGGAACGUAGAACUUCUGUUCUUUGUGGGUUUUUUGUAAGUUUGGAAAUUUCUGUUAAGUAGUACCUUCAUUUUUUAUUUUAUUAUGUCAGUGCAGUAUCUUACAGUGUGUCGUGUUGUUUUUUUCUUUCGUUGUUGUGUAAGUAAUUCAUGCCUGCUUUAAAAUAUUGUGAUCUGCAAUGUGGGAGAUUGUAAAAGGUAAAUAUUCCUCACUAUAUGCACUUUUCCUGUGUCCACACCUCUGAAAAGCUCUCUGUAGAUCUCAGUUGUGUAGAAUGUCAGAUAUUUGAAGACAGUCCUGAACUGCAAGAUUUUGAUAAUUACAUACUGCCUGGGUUAGUAUAGUUAGGAGUUAGCAGGAAGCAGCUUGGAUGGAUAGUUUUGCUGUGCUACUGCUUCUCCCUUUUCAGCCUUCCUCUGCUUAUUGCUCCAAAAGGAAUGGCUGCAGUGAUUUAGGGAGAGGGGGCAUCUUACUGUGUUAGUGGUAGUCUCUGAACUUCCAACUUUUUCCUGUUUACACAGAAAUAGAAAGGUUGCAGCUUGGUCCCAGUAAUUUUGCCAAAGGCCAUUCCAGUGCCUGAGGUCAUAGGAUUGUAUUUCUGAAGACGUGACAAGCACUUUUAAUUUAUUACAGUAGAUGUUGUUGUUAGGGGCAAAAGGAUUUAUAAUUAUAUAACAAAUCUUUAUAAUAGUUUCAAAGUAUUUUAUUAUGAAUCCCAAUUAUAGAUACAGGAAUUAAAAAUGUUCUAUAUAAUGUAUAAUAUAGCACAGCAUACUGUGGGAAUCUAUUAAAGUGACUUAUUAACAUUUUGUGAUACAACAUAACAGUGAGUAGACUUGAAUGAUGUUGGGUAUGUUAAAAAUGGUGAACACAGAAUCAGUCUUUUUGAGUUAUAUUUAUUAAAUCACCAAGUUGGGCAGAUAGUCUUUUUUUCCCUGCUCCAUGCUCUGGAUGCACUUUGUCCUUUUGUGGAGUACAUCUUUUUUCAGUUUAAAUUUAAUCUGUGCAUUUCAGCUUUUCAGCUAACAUGAUUUCAAAUGAAAAAUCCACCAGUGUCCAAUCCAUUUCCCAAUGUUUGUGACGUACCUUGAUUUGUUUGAUUCUCUACAGUUGAAGGUAUUUCUGUGACUAUUGGAAAUGUAUCUGGUAAAAUGCUAUUAAAGUACAUCUAUAACUUUUUUUUUCCCUUUAUUUGCAAUGUGUAACAAACUUUGUGAAUGUCUGUUGGGGAACAGAGUGAACAAAGGGGACAUACCAGCUUAAAAGUAUUAGCAGCUAUUAAUUCUAUGUUGUUGAACCAUUACUGGUGAAAAUGCGUUUCGUAGUUUGGUCACUGAAAAUAAACGUGUAAUUAUAUAUGUAAAAUGGGAUACUUGAUUUUUGUCUCUGAGCGUACGAUGAUGUUUCUGCUAUUUAAAAUGCAGCUAGCUCUCAUCUAUAAGGUGGAACCUUUACCUGAGACUAAUUUGAACUCUAAAUUCUUAAGAUGUUAGAAGUUUAAAGGUCAUACAAGAAUGAAUUAGCUAGAUUAUUUUUUUUUCCUUACAACAGCAAUUCAGUUCAGCUGUAUGAUGUCCUCUUGGGAAUUUUUCAGAUUAUUUUUAAAAUUCAUUAUUACAGAGGUGGUCUUUCCUUGAGAUUGUACCUGUGUUAUUUAAAACAACUCCUAGCUGCUGAGAAAAGCUUUCAGUAAGGACUUGUAGUUGUGUUUUAUAGGCUCCAAUUUGUCAGUUUGGGCCAAAAAAUCAAGAGUUUUAUUGAAACGUUAAACUGUUGGUGUCAUUGCACUGUGAACAAAUAAUAGCUAUAAAAAGUUUUAUUAAACUGAAACAUGCUAUAAUUAAAAUACAUUUAAUGAUUAGUAAUAUGGUUGCUGUUCAAAGUGGCCAUCCCAUAUGAUAUUGUUUUGAAACUUUCAGCGGUCUUUGGGGAAAGAGGGUAGAUGUUUCACCUUAAGAGAGUAAGAGCCAGUAAAGAAAUGUGUGUGCAAGUGUGUGUUUAUUAUAUACCAUUUAACUGUUUGAUUAAACAAGGAAUCACAGCGGUACACAGAUGCUUUAAGCAUGACAUCAAAUGGUCCUUUAUAGUUUUUAUUUUGGAAUUACGAUAACCACUAAAAAAGUCUUUCUACCAAAGAGGGUUUUAGUUAUGCUUCCUGAUUUAUGUUUCUUAUUGAUGGGCAUAGCAGAGCUGAUGUCUGAUCUUUGCAACAAAGAAAUGAGAGAGUAUGUAACAUAUAGUGAUUACUAAGACAGAUUCCUCAGUUUUUCCAUAUUUGUUUUGUUAUGCUGUAGAAAACAUUGCGCAGUACUGAAUAGAGUAAGGGGAAUGGUCUGGUAAAUGCAAUAUGUAAAAUGUCUGCUGAGGGUGUUUGAGUUACACACAAUUAAGCAACCGCACACUAUCAAAAUAAGUAUUGCAGCCCUGUGAAAUUUUGUUUGUGCAAAAUACAAACUAAGCAAACUGUUAGCUUAUUGCAUUAUCAUUUAUACUGUGGUAAGAGAUGACAAAUGAAUUGGACAAAUAAAUUUUCAUGACAGCUUUGCGA
Tympanuchus pallidicinctus (lesser prairie-chicken) is the source of this 10176-nucleotide messenger RNA. RefSeq names its product activating transcription factor 7 interacting protein (gene ATF7IP). NCBI's taxonomy places the organism in Eukaryota, Metazoa, Chordata, Aves, Galliformes, Phasianidae. Gene Ontology annotation, cellular component: transcription regulator complex; nucleus. The coding region runs from base 942 to 4367 and encodes 1141 amino acids. The record is from RefSeq and is a predicted model, not a curated record. Gene Ontology annotation, molecular function: protein binding; transcription coregulator activity. Gene Ontology annotation, biological process: regulation of DNA-templated transcription. The transcript has 11 exons.